This is a messenger RNA of Scatophagus argus, 2570 nucleotides long. RefSeq names its product fucosyltransferase 7 (alpha (1,3) fucosyltransferase). NCBI's taxonomy places the organism in Eukaryota, Metazoa, Chordata, Actinopteri, Scatophagidae. The record is from RefSeq and is a predicted model, not a curated record. Bases 1182 to 2243 code for a protein of 353 amino acids. The transcript is spliced from 2 exons. Gene Ontology annotation, cellular component: membrane. Gene Ontology annotation, molecular function: alpha-(1->3)-fucosyltransferase activity.
UCUAACGCCCUACAACAGCAGUUAUUUUACCACAGCCAACAUAAAUCUUUCACCACAUCCUGUUCAGAGUUGGUCUCAGCUAUAGAAAAUGAAGGAUUUUUUAAAAUAUUAUCUAUUGUUUCUGGAGGUCCUCGUGUCUUAAACACACAGCUCUGCUGGCAAAUGUUCUGAUUCUGAUUUCCCAGAGUGCAUACCUGUGGCUCUCUCUGUACUCCAGCAACUGACAUUUCUCACUGAGUGCUAAAUUAAUCUUAAGUAAAUAUGUUUAAGUGUCAAAAGAAAGGGGGAAAGUUUUUUGUAUGUCAUUAGGUGACAGAUGUCAUUGCUUCCGUCUAAUUUCACACUUUCUAAUUUUUGAUGUGGUGUGAACUAUGGUGCUUCUGUUGCCCAGUGUGGUUCUGCCGCAAAGUGGACUUUAAGUUGAUCUUGUUUUCAGAUUGUGUGAGGCAUGACAGUAGCAUGACAAUGGCAGGUUCUGUUGACUCCAUUAAAAUAAUGUGCACUGCAGGGGUAUUCUGAAUAAGUGGGCUAAAGACUGCAGUGAAUAACAUCAUUUACAAACUAGCAAACAACCUUUAAAGGAAGUACGGUUAAUCAUGUGUUGUAUCUAUGUCCCCAAUUUUUAGAUUGGUAGUACAGGUCUAAAUUUCUCAUAUGGUUGUCAUGUCCUGUGGGUAUCUUUUUCACUUCCUUAUUUGCACACAGUUCAGUUGCAGGUCUUUUUCCUUAUCUUGCGUAAAAUGAAACCCUGUAAUUUCAGGUUUGUUUCUCAAUCCUGCUUUCUGUUAUUUUUCAUAAUUACCCAUUUCACAAUAUUCAAUAGGAAAAUGAAACACAUUCUAUAUAUGAGUGAGACAAGCCACUUUUUUGGAACCGCAAAUGACUUUUUUUCCAUGACUGAAUAACUGAAUUUCAAUCCAAUAAAUACAAUUUUAAUCAUCAAAUAGAAUAUUUUAUAUGCUCAUAAUUAAGGUGCAUCCUCUGAAUGUAUGUAUCUUAAGUCUUCUGGCUUUGGCUAAAGCAGCUCUGAUUAUUUUUUUCUUUUUUUUGAUCAUAUAGAAAUACAAAACGGAAGCUUACACAGCAUUUUCUUGAGUUGUGGCUCAGCAGAAACAUGUCAUGGUCUGAGUAAAUGGUAGUGAGGAGUCUUUAAAGUGGCACAGACUGAGUUGGAAUAACUGAUGACUGUGCUCAGCCCAAUGAAGAAGCCUCUCCUCUACAUUCUCUGUGUUUUAUCACUGGAUCUUCUCAAUGAAUGGCUGAGAGAAUUCCAGACCCUACCAACCAUAAAUCCCUCCACCUUCAACAUCAGGAACAGCAGUAGAAACUUAACCAUCCUGCUGUGGCACUGGCCCUUUGGCAGACCAUUAAGCCUGAGAGAUGACAUGUGCUGGGACCUCUACCGCAUCCCUUGCUGCAGAGUGGUGGACCAACGCUCCCUGUUCCCUUCUGCUGAUGUGGUGGUAUUUCACAACAAAGAGCUUGUACAGGGAAAUCAAAAGCUGCCCCUUGACCUUCCACGGCCACACGGUCAAAGGUGGGCCUGGAUGUCCCUGGAGGGUCCUGUUUCUAAUGGAAAUUUGCAGCAGUUUGCAAACAUCUUCAACCUGACCAUAACCUACAGGAGGGAUGCCGAUAUUACUGUACCUUAUGGAGAGUUGCUACCAAAGGAAGAACAUCUGGUGGAAGAUGUCCCCCUGAAUAAGAGCUUUCUGGUCUGUUGGGUGGUUAGCAACUACAGGAGGCAGCACAAGAGAAGCCAAGUGUACAGAGAGCUCAGGGCCAGAAUUCCUGUGAAGGUUUAUGGUCAUUGGACAAAGACACGUCUCAACUCUAGAGCUCUCUUACCUACAAUCUCUCACUGCUACUUUUAUUUGGCUUUUGAGAACUCCAUUGCCAAAGAUUACAUCACAGAAAAGCUGUGGAGGAAUGCUUACCAAGGGGGUGCAGUUCCUGUUGCUCUGGGACCAUCCUUAGGUGAUUACAAAGCUGUGGCUCCCCCUAAUUCUUUCAUCCAUGUUGAUGAGUUUGCAUCAGUAAAAGACUUGGCAAACUAUCUUCAGCAGCUGGCACAGGACAAGGAACGCUACAGUGAAUACUUUACAUGGAAACGUCAAUGGAAAGUGAAGCUGUAUACAGACUGGAGGGAGAGACUAUGCAAGAUCUGCACACAGUACAACAGUUUACCUCAGCAGAAAGUUUACUCAGACCUAGAGGCCUGGGUCAAUACUUUUAAUACUUGAACAUGCAUACUAGUAGUUAACCAAUAAUUUGCAGAUUUAAAAUAUGGGUCCAAUCGCUGCAACUGCAGUGUCAGUGCUGAAUAUAAUGAAACAACAGCUGAACAUUCUGUAAGCAUUUUAAGGUUUUCAGAGUGCUAUGUGAUGAAUUAUUUCAUUUCAAAAGGCCUAUUUUUGGUUUGGUGUCAUUUUCCUGCAAUGUAUUUGAUUGAAGAUGUCCCAAUAAAAACAACUGAUCCCUUAAGAAAUAAAUUGUACUGGGCUCUCACUGCAGGGAACACCAGAAACUACUUGUUAUCUAGAGCAGGUUCAACUUCCUCAAAUACGCAG